Messenger RNA from Eupeodes corollae, 4561 nucleotides. RefSeq names its product bromodomain-containing protein homolog (gene Br140). Gene Ontology annotation, molecular function: protein binding. Bases 242 to 3625 code for a protein of 1127 amino acids. The transcript has 6 exons. Gene Ontology annotation, cellular component: MOZ/MORF histone acetyltransferase complex. Gene Ontology annotation, biological process: regulation of transcription by RNA polymerase II. NCBI's taxonomy places the organism in Eukaryota, Metazoa, Arthropoda, Insecta, Diptera, Syrphidae. The record is from RefSeq and is a predicted model, not a curated record.
GCGACAAAACGAGCAACAGCUGUCAUAUUUGCGCCAUUUAUUUCCACUCGGAUUUUUCGUUUACAAAAAGAAAUUUCAAAAAAGAACAAAAAAGAGAAAAUUUACCAAUUUUCUUCUGUGCUAACUCAAAUCUCAAAAAACAACAAUUUCCUUAUUAUUCAUCAAUUAAAGAACCCAACAAAUAUUAUGCUCUAAACAAAAAACAACAAUUUCGCUCCAACCAACGGAACACACACCAAAAAUGGGUCUAGACUUUGAUGCUCAAGAAUAUUGCAAGAAUAUCAAACAAACUCAAUCCAAUCCGCCGUUCGUCUGUCCCGUCGAGAAAUGCGACAAAUCUUACAAGUCCGUCGUUGGCCUGCAGUAUCAUUUAAUCAACUACGAUCAUGACAAUCCCCAGCAACCGACGACACCGGUAGCGGCGCCCAAUAAGAAACGUGGCCGCAAUCGAUUCCAAGCUUCACCCCAAACUCCCAAGGAUACUGCUGCCUCUCCCAAGGAGGGUGUUAUCUUUUUGGAAAGCGAGAAUUGCGUCCAAUAUAAUAUCGACGAUAAGAGUAUCAAAGUUUCCGUCGAUGAACCUCUGCCCACCAUAACCGAUGAGGAAUUCGAGAAUCUUCUCAGUACUGGAUGCAUCAUUGCGACGCCAGAUGUUGUCGAACCAAUUGUCAAGCUACCCGAUGCUACAUUCAAGAAGAUCGAGAACUAUAGUAUCUCGGAUGCGCCGCCACGACCGAAUGCUUACAUUCGGUUUAUUGAGAAGUCGGCGGAGGAAUUGGACGGAGAGGUGGAGUAUGACGUGGAUGAGGAGGACACAACGUGGCUGUCGAUGAUCAAUGAGGAGCGAGAGGAGACUAACUUGAAUCCAGUGCAUAUUGAUACACUGGAACUGCUAAUGGAUCGACUUGAGAAGGAGUCGUACUUUCAGGCUGCAGCAAAUGGAACGCCAGGCAUCGAGGUGGACGACGAUGCGGUUUGUUGUAUAUGCAUGGACGGCGAGUGCCAAAACACAAACGUGAUUCUCUUCUGCGACAUGUGUAACUUAGCCGUGCAUCAAGACUGCUAUGGUGUGCCGUACAUUCCCGAGGGCCAGUGGUUGUGUCGGCGGUGUUUGCAGUCGCCCAGUACACCCGUUCGAUGUGUUCUCUGUCCGAACACUGGGGGCGCCUUCAAACAAACGGAUCAGGGUAUGUGGGCGCAUGUGGUGUGCGCCCUCUGGAUUCCAGAAGUCCGGUUCGCUAACACUGUUUUCUUGGAACCUAUUGAUUCAAUUGAAACAAUUCCACAAGCCCGAUGGCGACUGACCUGCUAUGUUUGCAAGGAGAAGGGCAUUGGAGCGUGCAUCCAGUGCCAGCGGAAUAGUUGCUAUGCUGCAUUUCAUGUCACAUGCGCCCAGCAGGCUGGUCUCUAUAUGCACAUGGACACUGUGAAAGAUGGUAGCAAUGAGGCUGUCCCGGUUACGGUACAAAAGUACGCCUACUGUCACUCCCACACUCCGCCCGAUGCCAAGUUGAGGGAGAACGAGGAGGAGGACACGCGUCACAAGAUGAAAGAGGCUCGCAAGGUGUUGGCGAAGAAACGCUCCUCUGCGCCCGUCGUUCUAAUUCCAACUAUUCCCCCGGAUCGGAUUCAAGAGAUUUCCAGUUUGGUGACGAUGCAAAAGAAGUCACAGUUCAUUGACAAGUUGAUUGCCUAUUGGACGUUGAAGAGGCAGUAUAGAAAUGGAGUUCCUUUGCUGAGGCGUCUGCAGAGUCAGGGCCAGAGUCAUAGUUUGGCUAGGAAUGGUAUUGAAGGUUCUCCAAAUACAACAGAACUGUACAAACAACUUAAAUACUGGCAGUGCCUUCGCCAAGAUCUCGAAAGAGCGCGUCUUUUGUGUGAAUUGGUGCGCAAGCGGGAGAAGCUAAAAGCCCAAUAUGUCAAGAUAUGCGAACAAGUUGUAAUGCUUCAGAUAAAUCCCCUCGAGACUGCGAUGCGUAAGAUUCUCGAGACAUUAGAAUCAAAGGAUACAGCCGAUAUCUUCCGAGAGCCAGUGGACACAGACGAAGUUCCCGACUAUCUGGACAUUGUCCAGGAACCCAUGGACUUGGGUACAAUGCAUCAGAAACUCUACACCGGUCAAUACACGUCCUUGGAUCAGAUGGAAUCUGAUUUCGAUUUAAUGGUGAAGAAUUGUCUGGCCUACAAUAACAAGGACACGGUCUUCUAUCGGGCUGGCAUCCGAAUGCGAGAUCAAGGGGCGCCCCUGUUCCGAAACACCCGAGAGGAACUGCAGAGGGAGGGAAUUGUCGAGACGAUUAAGAGCGACGAUUGUGUGGCCAUCGAAGUGGAGGAGGAACUUAAGCUUUUGCUGAAGUCCGUUCCCACAGAGGAUGUCAUCCAAAAGAUGUUGAUUCUAGCCGACAAAUCCCAAGUGCUCAAGAAUCCGCAGCAUCGAACGAAGAAGAUCAAACAGAUUCGCGUGGAGAUAGCGAGGAUGCGGAAGGCCAUGGCUAAGGCUAAAGCAGCUGUGAGGAACUCUACGGGGGGAGCAGCCAAUCAUUCUCAAGAAGACUGCGAAGACAUGGACGAAGAUGAGCCUGAGGUGGAGGCCGCCAAAGGCGAACUUCCUCUCCAGACACCGCCCUGUAGCCCGCUCAAAGCAGUCACAAACAGCGCCUCACCUGCUGGAGUCAAUAGAAGAACCGCUGUCCUAUUCACAAGGAAAGCACAAGCAGCAAUGAAACGUCCAGAAAUCUCUUCGCUCAAAGAGGAAUCCAAUGACCUGCCAUUGAUGAUGAUGGAUGGCAUCAAGUCGCCCAAGCGGAGCAUAAAGAACAAACGUCUGUCAAACGACCGCCUGCGCAGCAUGUCCAUAAGUCCCGCCAGGAUCACUGCCCCCCGCGAGAACAUCCUCCAGAACAUGCCGGACAGCUUUCGGGUGUACCGAGCGAACGCGGGCGGCGACAACUCGGAGAGCGACGAGAGCGACCUCAGUGAUAUAUCGGGCAGCCCGUGCAGCAGCUGUUCCGGCUUUGGCAUCAGUGGAUCCGGCUCCGAAUAUGAUUCCACGUCCGAAGACGACGAAGAAGACGAGGAGAUGGCCAGUGUCAACGAAUCCGAAUCGAAUUCCCACAGCCACACCAACCACCAGCACCUUCUGAAAUUGAAUGAAUGUCUGCCACCGUCCAAGAACUCCUCAAUCCUGCGCCGAAUUCCCACUCCGGUUCCCCAGGUCCUCAUGGAGCCCAUCAAGCCUCCACUGGAACCCCUGCAACUCGUGUGGGCCAAGUGCCGCGGCUAUCCUUGGUAUCCGGCCCUCAUACUCGAUCCCAAGACCCCCAAAGGCUUCGUCUACAACGGGGUGCCACUGCCUGCUCCGCCCGCCGAGGUUCUAGCGCUGCGCAAAAACCACACCGAGGAAGUGUUCUUGGUGCUGUUCUUCGACGCAAAGCGGACAUGGCAAUGGCUGCCCGAAGCGAAGCUUGAAAUCCUCGGCAUCGACAAACAACUCGACCAAAACAAACUGGUCGAGUCGCGCAAACCCGCCGAGCGCAAAGCCGUCAAGAAGGCCUACCAAGACGCCCUGCACUACCAGAGUCAGGUCUCAGAUCUGGACGGUCAAGGACCCGAUCCAAUUAUGUAAAUUUUUUUCAAAAUAUUUUCCAAACGCGAUGGCGAACAUUAAUUGCAAUCUUUUUUCAUUUUUUUUCUUUUUCUUCCACAUUUUAUUGUACAUUCUCUCUUUUUCUCUUUUUAUCUCGCUCUUCAACUUAAAAAAAAAAAACAUUCUCUUAAUUUUUUUAAUUUCCUUUUAAAUGUAAUUAAAUUUAAUAUAAAAACAAAAACAAAAAACAAAACGAUACAAAAAUUAAUUAAUUCAUUUAAUUGUAUCCAGCAAAAUAUUUUAAAAAUAAUUGUUUAUUGUCUUUUUAUUAUUUUUUUGUUUGUUUCUGUUUCUCUGUUAAAAAAUUAAAAAAAAAAAAACUAGGAUUUAGAAAUUAACUUUAUUGAAAAUAAAUAAAUACAAAAAUUUAAGAAUAAAAAGAAGUAAUGUAAAAUUAAUGUUUUUGGUAUAAAUAUAGUAUAUUAUAUAUAUUCUCGAGUAAGCUUGUAAUUAUUAUAUAAAAUAUUGUUAACUUUUAAUUUUUGUUUUUUCUUUUUUUCUUUUCGUUAAGAACUUUUGAAGGAAAAUCAAAAUGAAAACAAAACAAAACAACAAAAUAUAUUAGAAAAGAUGAGUUAUAGUGUAUUUUUGUUUAUUGUUUUUCUUUUAAUUUGUUGUUUCUUUCAUAUUUUUAUACAUAGAUUUUUUGUGUUUUUAGUUUGAGAAACAAAAAGCAAAAAUUAAAAAAAGCUGCACGUUUUUAAAAUCCAUUUAUUUAAUAGUUUUCCAUUUCUCCACCCACACAAACGAUUUGUUUAAAAUUCUUUUAAUUUUUAUUUUUCUCUGUGUAGGUUUAUUAUUAUUAUUAAUUAAUUAAUUAUUAUUAUUAUUAUGAUUAUCAUUACGAUUGUAAAUGUUUUUUGGAUUGUAUCUCAGUUAAAUGAAGAAAUACACGAUAAGUUUUGUUUAUAUACA